AUGGCGAGCGUCGGCUCCUCGCCCUGGCUCGGCCCGGAGCCGGACGGCUUCGACAGUCGGUUGCUCAGCGUGGGCGCGGAAGUCGAGAUCCACGGCGUUCAGAGCCGGCCAAUCCUCAAUGGGCGCCGCGGCCGCGUGCUCUUCGUGCCUGAGGAAGCAGGGGGGCGCGUGGGCGUGUACGUCGUUCCGGACCCCGAGGUCUGGGCGAAGGCGGGCUUCAAUACUCCCCCCGAGGCGAUUGCGCUGCGGCCCCAGAACAUCAAGCCGUGGUGCUGGCCCAGCGGAAAGGGGCCCCGCGCGCCCGCCGCGGUGGCCGGAGGGUGCUUCGCGGACGAGGCGGACGCGCGGAUGUUCUCUGAGAUCCUCGACCUGGCCAGGCUCUUCGUCCACGAGCUCCAGGGACGCUCUGACGUCACGAAAGAGGGCGGGGGCAUCCACUCCCUGCGGUCGUCCCCGGAGGGUCUCAUGACCAUCGCCGACCUCACCGACGACGCGCUGCUGUACUGGGACCUCAUGCCGGUGUCCCCGGGGGUGUUCGGCAGCAUGUCUGCCAGCCUCGCGGCGCAGCUGCAGGAACAGCGGAGCGGCGCCGGGAGCAGCGCGGAGCCGCCCCUGCGCGCGCUCGUCGAGGAGGUGACGUCGGGGCCGGACGUGUGGCGGUGGGGCCUCCCCGCCUGCCGUCUCGAGGGGGAGUUUAUCCUUGUGGAAGACUCAGACGAGGGGGCGGUGCUGGUGCUCGACGGGGGCGACACGGGGCACAGCGGGGUGUACCUGGCGCUCGGGAUCGCGGAGCCCAUCGUGCCCAAGAUCCUGCAGUCGGGCGCGCAGCUGCCAAUCAAGCUCCGCAUGCGACUCCUCCCCUUCCGCGGGCGCCUGGUCUACGACGGUACCAUGAUGGGCACGGGCCCCAUGGGCAGCCUCGCGCCGACGCCGCCGCGCGUCGCCGCGCGCGCAGCGGAGCGCGUCGCCCUCGCGAGGGCCGCCGGCACCGUCAUCACAGGCCUGCACUCCACCGCCGGCCCGCCGGCGGCCCUGACGGACGACGAAGGCUCCGACAACGUGAGCGCGGACGCGGGGGGCAGCCCGCCCGAAGGCAUCACGUCCGAGGUCCGCGAGGCGUGGCUGGCGCUGCAGGCGGCACAGAAGAUGGAGGGCCCGCCGUGGACGAUGCGUAGAAUGGCCUACUCGGAGAAUCUGAACCGCAACCACCUGUACGCGUGGGUGGCAGCGCCGAGGAUGGUCGGGGGCGGCGCGACGCGCGCGCUGAACCCCACGCCCGAGGAGGUGCUGCUGGGGCUCGUCGAGUGCGUCACCAGGUCCGGCGGGCGGGCGCCGAAGGCCAUCAAUGUUGACAGCAAGGUGGCGAUUCGGGGCACGCGGGCGCUCCUGCGCGGUACCGGCGUGGUCGUUGGGUACUACCCGCCUGGACACGCGUAG
Messenger RNA from Pedinophyceae sp. YPF-701, 1437 nucleotides. The record is from the annotation of a GenBank genome assembly. NCBI's taxonomy places the organism in Eukaryota, Viridiplantae, Chlorophyta, Pedinophyceae.